GGCCAGAGGUCUCCAUAAAAUCUAAACUUCAUGUUGCCCUGGACAACUAAUUACCUGGCAAGGAAUGAGUCCAAGAACUGUCCAACCAGUAUAAAGCAGCCAAAACUUCAUGUGAUAGCACCUGCACCAGUGUAAACAGCCUGUCAAUUCUUAUCCACUCUCCAUUUUACUUUGCAUUGAGGAGGCCCACCUGGGAAAAACAAAGCAAAUAGAAGUAACCUCUAUGGAAUGACAGCCAUAAAGGAGCCAUUGGCUGGAAAACAUGCUUUUCUUGACCUGUUUGUGAACAAUUUGGGCUCCAGUACAAGGAAGACUGUGGGCAUCUGCAGGAAACAGUCCUGGAAAUACACUGCACAAGUAUUUUAGAUUUUUCUGUUCAGUAAUAGUCAGCAUGCUAUUAUUCUAUCACAUGUUGGCUGUAGCUUCUCUUCAGAUCUUCAUCCUCUCAGGGAAUUGGGCUCUAGCCAAGAACAUCAACUUCUAUAAUGUGAGACCUCCACUAGACCCCACUCCAUUUCCAAACAGCUUUAAGUGUUUCACCUGUGCAAAUGCAGUUGACAAUUACAACUGUAACAGAUGGGCUGAAGAUAAAUGGUGUCCUGAAAAUACAGAGUACUGCUUGACAGUUCAUCGUUUCACAAGCCAUGGAAGGAGUACAUCUGUGACCAAAAAAUGUGCUACCAGGGAUGAAUGCCAUUUUGUUGGCUGUCACCCCCACAGAGAGACAGGCCAUACAGAAUGCGUUUCUUGCUGUGAAGGGAUGAUCUGCAAUGUAGAAAUACCAACCAAUCACACAAAUGCAGUGUUUUCAGUAAUGCACGCUCAGAGGAAAUCAGAUGGCAGCAGGAGGACAAUUAACAUUGCGGUGCUUGCAUCAGUCAUAACAAUUAUGUUGUUAUGAUGCAGUUUUCCAUGUGCCAAAUGUGAUUCAGAGGGAUUAACUUUAUGGGCUCUAACAUGAAGCUAUAAGAAGAAUGUUUCAGUUUGAAUAAAGUCACCGUUCCCCUUCAGAUUACAGAAGAUGGUAGAAAAACAUGGACAUGCACAUCAUGAAGUUUGUUGAUCAUUUAUUGAAAAUUCUUUUAAAGAGUCUGAAGUAUUUAAAAGAAAAAACUGGUGACCAGACAUUAUAAUAGACUUUAACCAGUUAUCUGAAUUCUUCAUUUGGUGGUGGAAGCGUGUAUACACUCUGCACAUUACUUGAACAAGGAAACUGAUUGUCUGUAGGCAGUCAAUUGAUCAGGUUUCUGAAACAUUAUCUUUUGGGCUGACAUUUUCCUUGCUUGAUUCUCCGCCUGAAGGUGAAUUCUUCAAUAAAAUUAAAGCAAAAUCUUUUGAAUGGUCUUCUGAACUAUGAAAGCAUGUAAGAAUACACUUUCUUAACUUCUUCCUCUUAACCUGCACACUCCCCCUCCUGGCCAGCCCUUCAGGCUGUAGGUGCUUCCUCAAAUUCUAUUCCGUGGAAUGAUUUGUGCAGUUGAAAAUGACAAUAUAAGGCUUAACAAGGCUUGUGGCCUUAGAUGUGUUUACUGUAAAUAGUUUAAGAAGAUCUAAAACUUUACAUUUGUUUAUUCUGCAAAUAAGAUUCCAAACUAUGCAACUUGGGAGCAGAGCUAGGAUCUUGAAGUACUGGCCAGAAGGUUGGCCAUGCUUAUGCUACUUUAAGAUAAUCUUAGCACUGCAAGAAAAUCUCCUGUGCAUGCGCAGGUAAGAAAUGCAAUUGACAAUAAUAAGAGGCAGUAUUUCUUCAUUGGAAGUCUGGUGCUUGUUAAAUCUGCACAUGUGCAGGCUGCUAAUGACAUUGAUAGGCUAGUUGGCCUUGGUUAAUUGGUGCCUGCUAGUUAUAAAACUGUUUUUUUCUUUUCAGAAACUCUAGAAAAUAAAUGCAAAAAAUGGUCAAUUCAACAUGAAGGUUGCACUGUUAAGUACUCAGAUCAGGACAUGAGAAAGUUAAGAUUGACUGUGCAUCAUUGUCUCUGCCUUUUUGCACACACAUACAGUAAUUCCUUGCUUAACGUUGUAGUUAUGUUCCUGAAAAAUGCUACCUUAAGUGAAACAAUG
This is a messenger RNA of Chelonoidis abingdonii (Abingdon island giant tortoise), 2061 nucleotides long. NCBI's taxonomy places the organism in Eukaryota, Metazoa, Chordata, Testudines, Testudinidae. The record is from RefSeq and is a predicted model, not a curated record.